AUGAAUCACCCUACUGUCCUUGCUGCCAUACUAGCCUUGAUAUAUGUUGUCUACAAAUGCGUGGACAGCAUUUCAGACCGACGAAAGGCAAAGGCACUGGGCUGUCAGCCUGUGCCCGUGCUGAAGAACCGGCUGCCGCUUGGUCUUGACCAUGCUUACCGCGCCUUCCAGGCAAUCAAGGCUGGUCAGAUGCCCGACCACCAAGUCCAGGUAUACAAGGAAGUAGGACGUCGGACAUUCGCCGGCAGCAGCCUUGGUGCCUCGUACAUCCACACCGUCGAGCCCAAGAACAUCCAGGCCAUACUCGCCACGCAGUUCCACGACUUCGAGCUCGGGGAUCUACGGCGCAAGGUGUUCUUCCCCCUUCUGGGCAAUGGCAUCUUCACGAGUGACGGCAAAGCCUGGGAGCACUCUCGGGCCAUGCUCCGGCCGCAGUUCACACGAGGCCAAGUCGCGGAUCUGGAACUGGAAGAGCGACACGUACAGGAGCUGUUCCGGCUCAUGCCCACCGACCAGAGCGGCUGGACGCAGCAGAUCAACCUGACCCCGAUGUUCUUCCGCCUGACCAUCGAUUCGGCGACCGAGUUCCUAUUCGGCGUGACAGUGCACUCGCAACGCCACACCUCCUCCCAGCAGCCGGCCACCGACACCGACGCAUUCCCCUGGAAGGACCUCGCAAGACACUUCGACGAAAGCACCAAGCACCUGGGCGUGCGCUCCCUCUUCCAGGAGCUCUACUUCCUCUACAACCCAUCCAGCUUCCGCAACAACAUCAAGGAGAUCCACCGCUUCGCCGACUUCUGCAUCCAGCAGGGGCUGCAGCGACUCGACCAGCAGAAAAGCUCCGCCGCGCAGCGCUACAUCUUCCUCGACGAGCUGCUGAAGGUCACCCGCGACCCGGUCGAGGUGAAAAGCCAGCUGCUCAACAUCCUGAUCGCGGGCCGCGACACGACCGCCGGCCUGCUGAGCUGGACCUUCUGGCUGCUGGCGCAGCACCCAGCCGUGUACAGCAAGCUGCGGGCGCGCGUGCUCGAGGACUUCGGCCCGGACGCCGGCCGCCCGGACCGCAUCACCUUCGCCGCGCUCAAGGCCUGCACGUACCUGCAGCACGUCAUGAGCGAGGUGCUCCGGCUGUUCCCGGCGGUGCCGCUCAACGCGCGCCGCGCCGCGCGCGACACCACCCUCCCGCUGGGCGGCGGGCCCGACGGCAAGGCGCCCGUCUUCGUGAAGAAGGGCCACGAGGUCGGAUACUCGGUGUACGUCACGCACCGUCUGGAGGAGUACUGGGGCCCCGACGCCGCCCGGUUCAACCCCGACCGCUGGGUCGAUCGCAAGCACGGCUGGGACUAUUUGCCGUUCAAUGGCGGGCCGCGCAUCUGUCUCGGCCAGCAGUUUGCGCUCACCGAGGCCGGGUAUGUGAUUGUGCGCUUGCUCCAGCGGUUUGAUCAGGUGGAACUGGCGGAGCCGGCGACCGCGCCGUCGCAUAAUUAUGGGAUUACGGAUGCGCCGCAUGAUUAUAUGAUUUAUCUCCAUGAGGCGGGUUCGAAGGGGGGAUAG
Molecule: messenger RNA, 1557 nt
Organism: Aspergillus terreus NIH2624
Lineage: Eukaryota; Fungi; Ascomycota; Eurotiomycetes; Eurotiales; Aspergillaceae
Product: cytochrome P450
Exons: 2
Coding region: 1-1557 (518 amino acids)
Molecular function (GO): heme binding; iron ion binding; oxidoreductase activity, acting on paired donors, with incorporation or reduction of molecular oxygen, reduced flavin or flavoprotein as one donor, and incorporation of one atom of oxygen
Source: RefSeq, a predicted model, not a curated record